Messenger RNA from Amoebophrya sp. A120, 4989 nucleotides. The record is from the annotation of a GenBank genome assembly. Lineage: Eukaryota; Dinophyceae; Syndiniales; Amoebophryaceae.
AGGCCACCUCUCCUGCUUUUGGACACUCCUGUCAAUUUCGAUUGUAAAGUAGUACCUGUUUCUUGUACUAAAGUUUAUUUCUAGAAGAUUCAGAAUUUGUAUUCGAAAAUUUAUUCACUGCGUAUGUUCCUGUUCCACCCGCAGAAGUUUGUUGGCCGUACAAAUCUAGUAACCACAUCAACUCUGAUUGUCAACCCGUAGCCGUACGACAAAUAAGUACCCGCAAUUCGGCUUUAUCAGACUUGUUUUGACUUGCGAUACCCCUCCCGAUUUGUGAUUUUUUCUCCAACAUGGUCACCCUCGCACUCGCUCUCUUCGUCUUCUGACCCUAGAAAUACACAUUUCUCUAGACGAAUCAGCCGUGUUUCUUGGAACACCGCAUUUCAAAUACUGACCUUUCAAGCAAUAUACGAGGAAUUUUAGAAAGUUUUCCAGAACAAGCAAAAUAACAUCAACAUAUUGCGACGACGAGAACCAGCACCCGGGAAAGCACCCAAUCUACUUCACGCAACUGUUUUCUCCUCGACGCAUCCGGCACAACUGGCGACAUUUUGGUGAGCCCAGAGAAGAACUACGUGAGCGACGUCUGAUUUAGGCUGGAAAAGUGGUCAAUGAAGUGCUGAGCUGCUAUCACUUCAGCAGGUACUACUUGUACUACAAUUGCGACUUGCAUCUUUUAUUUUGCUGUACGACAAUUUUCAUCUCUAUUUCAGGUUCGCUUCUUUUCAUGCAGCAAUCUUCUUCAGCCCGAGCCCCCAAUCCCGAUCCCAAUUUCGUCAACAUGAACAUCUUCCCAAAUAAAGUACAUCAAAAAAACAGGACGCGUCUAUCAACCUUGAUACUAGGCUGUCUUCAAUCACCACCCAUUGUAGCAGCUGCUUACGGAGGUGGACAACCGCAGCACGCAGAAGAUGACCGAAGAAAACGACUCUCCGCAGGCUGGGACGGCACAGUAUUCAUUUAUUUGUUCUGUUCAUGCAGCGCGUUACAGGCACAAAAACAAAAACUGUAAUACCGCUUUAACUUCAUUCCAAAAAUAUUAAACUAGUAGUACACAUCAACUCAUAAAUUUAACACAGGCCUGAUUCCAUUCCCGCCCUCCCCACCAGCCACGCGAUCAAGAAAGCCGCCUCCAAAGCGGGCCCUCCGAGUAGAACCUCCGCCCCGGCAGAGCUCAUGACGGCAAAGCCCAUUCCGAAACGGACGUCAGUGAGUGAUAUUACGCCUCCAAGGGCCGCGGGUGCGCCAGCUUCUAACCCUUUCCACGAGGAUGAUAUGCACCAGGAGCCCGAGGCUAAUAUCAGAGGACCGAGGUGGGACGAGCAUGAUCAAGUAGACCGUGAACAACAGCAAGAUAAAAACCCAAAGCAGAACCAAACGCCCGCUGCAAAUAGCGGUCGUGGUUCUACUGCUUUUCAGUACCCGGAUAUCCCACGAAAAAAGUGUUACAGUUACACAUUUGUAGUGAAUUCAGCAACACAAAUUUCUCUGCAUGAGAGAGAAAACUUGUAAUGGAGAAAUCCUACGGGAAACCACCUGUGAAACGAGGAUCCUAUGCAUAUCCGGCAUGACAGAGCUUGUCUGUCUUGCUUGGCCUGCAACACAGUGUGUAACUGUAACGCUUUUUUCCUGCGAUGCCAGACCUGUCGAACUCGAAACGGGUAGUUGACCAGGAUCUGCGGCCCCCGAAGAACAGCGGAGGCGCAGCGCCAGGUGUAGUUGACCAGAACGAAGAUAUUAACCACUCAAACCCCGCACCCCCCGCGGUUAGCAAAGUAGCCCCGCCGGCGAUUGUUCACCCGAUGGACAACCCAGCAUUGCAGCAGCAGGUGCAGAAAAACCCCAAGCUGGCGGCCCUGAUCGCGCAACAUUGCCGAAGCACCGGGUGGCGGUUGCCUCCGCCAAAAAGCGUUCCGGGGUCGAAGGAAGGCAGCGAACAGCAGCAACAGACUGACAAUGCUGAAAGCCUCGUGCGGGUUCCGAAGGGCGAGAUUGUACCGGCGAAAGCAUCCUCGAUCAAAGCGGCCGCGCCGCCGCCCGUCGUGGUGGACCAAAAUCAAGCUGUACAAAAUCCACCUGCGGAAGAACUUUUGCCAACGCACAGAACUACAACUCCCGCCGCCCAGCGCAUUGCCCGGGAUCUCCCCCCGGCGUCGCAGACGUUCACUUGUCCCCCCGAAGAACUCAUACCCUUAGAAGUGCAGACGACAUACGCGGUCCGCACCGGCGAGGCUUUGAUCAUGAACCCCGAUGGAAGUAUUGGUACUUUUUCUAUACCCAGUACUGUUUCUAUGAACCUGCCCCGAGGAGACGAACAAAUGGAAACUAACCAUCCAAACCAAGACGAAAACCACCACCGCCGCAGGACGCCCCGGAGCAGGACGGACGACCGGAGACAGCACAACGACCGUGGCAGCGCACGAGAAACUACGUCAAACAACUAUCGUGCGGCGAGGAACAACAGUCGCAGCCGCGGACGAGGUGGUCGUCGGGAACAACAGUCGCAUCACGGAGAUCAUGCUGACCGUCGGGAAAAUUAUGACCGCCACCGUGCGGCCCCUGCCCGCAGUACUAGAGAUCACGAAUCCCAAUCCGUCCAAGGCACUACUACGCGAAAGAACCACACCAGCCGCGGCCGAGACAAUAAUUAUCGGGGCAACCGCCACGUCGACCAGGAGGCGGAACAGAGACGAGAACGGGAAGAACGACUACAACGGCAGGAGCAGGCGGAGCGCGACGAGCAGAACGCGCUGUGGGCCGCGCAGCAGGAGGCGCGGCUGAAGAAGCUGCGGGAACAAGAAGAACUUGCGAAAAAAGCGCAGCGUGAGGCAGAACAGGAAGCUCGGCAGCGCGAGGAGUUGCGGAUCCAGCAAGAACGGGACCGGGCCGCGAGGGAACGGGAGGCACAGCGCGUCCGUGAGCAAAAGGAGGAGCGCGAGCGGGCGGAGCGCGAGCGGGCGGAGCGCGAGCGGGCGGAGCGCGAACGGGCGGAGCGCGAACGGGUGGAGCGCGAACGGGUGGAGCGCGAGUUGGAACAAAUGCGAAUGCGGCGGGCGCAGGAAGAACGGGACCGGGCGGAGGAGCUGCAGCGCGCGCGGCAGGAGUGGGCAGAGCAAGAGCAGGCGCGGGUAGAGCGGGAGGAGCGGCGGGUGCGACGAGAGCGGGAGGAGCGCGAGCGGGCGGAAACAAGGGAGAAACAGCGCGAAGAAGAAGAGGAACUACGACGGCGGAGGGACAGGGAGAGUAGAGACUACAAUAAGAACUACGCUGUGAACAAAAAUAAUCAUACCAGAGCUUCUUCUCGGGAUAGAGAUAUCGUUCAAAACAACGAGAAAAAGAAGGACUUCUCGUCUUCUAGAGAACAACGCCGGCACACGACCAAGAUGAAUACCGCACAGAAUAGUAGAAAUAUGACCGACUCGAGAGGAAGAGGGCAACAACAUCCCAGUAGAGACCACAGCCGGGGAAGAACAGGUAACAACGCCAACAACAACCUCCGAGGAGCCGUAGAUGCACGUAGUACUAAAACCCAACCACCCGCCGCCUCGGGCCCACGAGGUACGAGCAGCCGCCGGCGCGGAGGCCGCGAACCAGGUGCUGGUUCGUACCGCCAGCACCGUGAGGAGCGCCGGAAUGACAUUAUCCCGGAGCCCGACGAGGUUCUUUCGGAUCAAAUUCAAGAUAACAACUCAUCGGCCGCCACGAUGCGCGGUGGGCGUGACAAAAAUUACGAAAGGCACCACGACCACGACGGGUUCGAAAGAAGUGGUGCGCAGCACCAGAACAAGCGCAGGCGCGUUUCCUCUUCCGGAGGGGGCGCCGUUCCCACCACCUACAGCAGCUACAUGGAGCAGAAGCAGAUGGCUCCUGAACAGCCCUCCUCGAGGAUGAACUACGAGCAGCAAAACAAGCAGAAGGACAACCAGCACGAAGACGAGAUCUACAAGAUCGUUGCACCGCAAUUGCCCCCACACCUGCUGGAGACGCUGAACACGGUGAUAGCCAACCGAGGCGUGAAUCGUGCGAAAAAUCCGGCUGAUGCUGCAGCAGGAGUGGGGACGACGAACAGUACGCAACUUCUGCCAUCUAGUACAACUUCCGGCGACCAGGAUGCGAUUGGAAACGAGGACGUGGCGAACUUUUUUGCAUCCAAGGAAGAGGUGACGAUCAUAAAGGCGAACGGCAUGGCAGUCAAGGGAAUCAUCGACGAAACCUUUAUUGCGACGAACACUGUGGGGCUGUUUUUCACCAAGCUGAUGGCGUUGAAAUAAGCGUUUUUUCAGCAGAGGUAUGUACUAGCAGGUUUUCAUUUGUCGUUCUUGUUUAUAGCAAUAGCACCGAACAAUAUGGAAUGCAGGUAGUUCUCGUCGAUAACAUCGUCGAGGAUGGAGCGCAGGAAUGACAUCGAGUUUUCUUGUUCUUGACAAAAAUACUUGCAAGAAUCUCCUAUAGUACGGAACAGGGACCUCCACACGGGUUCUUUUGUGCAGUAAUCAACAGCACCAAAAACAACGACCGCGACUUCAUAAGUGACAAGAACGAAACAUCAUAACCAAAGCUCAAGCUAGCUGCAACUGAGAAUACAACUUUGAUUUUAUGCAUUUAUUUUCGCUGGAGGAACAACGAGAAGAUGCUGCACAACGAGGUGUAGCGAAACAAAACUUUUUGAAGUUUAUUUUACUUACGACAAGGCGAAGUGCCAGCAAAUGCAAAUGAAAAAAAGCAACGCAACCCAUUUUUUACAGAAAAUAAGAGACCACGCCAGGUCGUGAUAUUAAUUUUUUGAGCAAAAAACAGACUUUUUUAGAAGAUUUUUUUUACCGCGCAAAAGCACGAAUUUAUUCAAAAAUCCGCUGUGUUUAGUUUUACCCCUCGACGCAGCCACAUAGAUACAGUUCUUUAUCCGCUGGAAUACGAGACAAUACAAAGCUUUACAUUGUUCACGACACUCACAUUUGAUGAUGCGCGCCCUAGUAUAAGAAAAAUUAU